GAGUAUUACCACACUUGCUAGACAACUUUUGUCGAGGCGCGUUGUAUUGUAUUAAAGUAUAAAAAUAAAGUGCAAAAUGAGGGAACACUUUGGUUGCGGAAGGUUCAUGGAAACGCGUGAUUUACCAUGCCAUAGUUUCGGCUUAUAUGGACAUGGUCCACGAGGUCCAUCUCCGUCCGAUCAGCAUUGCGGUCCGCACGGUUUCGGACAUCAAAGAAUUGGUCCGUUUGGAUUUGGUCCACAUUGGCAUGGUCCACACCAUCAUGGACAUCAUGGUCAUCACGGACAUCAUGGGCAUCAUGGACACCAUAAAGAGUUUGGUUUCUUCGGACACCAUUUUUGGGGGCCAUGGGGAAGAUUUGGACAUGAGAGACCUGGUUGUCGCGGAGAAGAACAUAAAGGAUCCUGCAGAGGCAUGUUUGGUCGUGGUCCAGAAGAGCGCAGAGAACACGGUUGCAACCGAAGAAAUAUGGACCAAAAUGCUGGAGAAGAGACUGUCUUAGUUCGUGGAAUUGUGAUAGAGAGGGGACGAAGACCAAAUUCAGUUUAAGAGGAACGAUAUAAAUCUGUAUGUCUGACAUAUACAUAUAUUAACAAAAAUAGAACAUAUUCCGGAUAUGAAAAAUUGUCGGCUAUAUUGAACCCACAAGUUACAUACAAAAAUCACAACGAUCAAUUCUUCCCCAUGGCUAUUUGAAAAUGGAUCAAACGAAAUCAAUGGCAUUUACAAUAUUGAUUUUCUAUCAAAUAUAUUUAAAAUAUUUCUAUGUUUGUAUUGAUUAGUUCUAGAAUAAACACCCUCAUAAAAUAUGGAAACAGAGGAUUUAAGGAAGUUCUAGAAGAAUUUAUUUAAGGACGAUAUCUUAAAGGAGACAAGAGACAGCGGAUACAAUAUUUUUAAGAAAUACGUUUAUUAUAAUGUUUAAUCAAAUGAUAUAAAAUAAAUUUAUAAGUAAUAA
Molecule: messenger RNA, 959 nt
Organism: Vanessa tameamea
Lineage: Eukaryota; Metazoa; Arthropoda; Insecta; Lepidoptera; Nymphalidae
Exons: 3
Coding region: 147-503 (118 amino acids)
Source: RefSeq, a predicted model, not a curated record